AUGGGAGACUUCAGUGCCAAUGUUGGAGGAGAAAGGGCCGGUGAAAAGUUCGGUGGUACUGUAGAGCAAAAUGAGCCAGAAGAUCGGCUAGUGACGAUGGCAGAAACGAAACACCUGUACAUUGACAACAGUCGGUUCAAAGAAAAGACCAACAAAAAAUGCGCAUCGAUCGCGCCCAACACGGUGACGGAGAGCGAGAUCGACGUCGCCCUGUUCAAUAACCGCCGCAACAUCCUAGGCAGCAGUAUUGGCAUCAUUUAA
This is a messenger RNA of Soboliphyme baturini, 261 nucleotides long. NCBI's taxonomy places the organism in Eukaryota, Metazoa, Nematoda, Enoplea, Dioctophymatida, Soboliphymatidae. The record is from the annotation of a GenBank genome assembly.